AUUACCAAAGCAUUUCUCAAAAAAGAACAAUGAAACAAGAAGCUUCGUUCCAUGGCCAAAGUCAUCCAUGAAGCCACCGCAAAAAAUGACACACCUUAGCCGGAAAGUUGUUCGCUUCAACAUUAAGUUGAGUUUACUCGAAAGGGUAUCCAUUUUUCGAAGAUUUUUCAGGUUUAUUUGGGAUAGAAUCCUUGUUUGUUCCAUGGGGAGGCCUGUGCAGUACAGGAGAUUGACCCCCUGCCCUGCUUCUUCUCCGGAACCGGAGGCCGAGGAGGCCGGUUGCCAACCGGUGGAACUCACUGCGACGUGUGGUGGGUGCGAGACGGAUUCUGAUUUGGUCCCUCUGAAGAUCAGUUUAUUGGGGGAUUGUCAAAUUGGGAAAACAAGCUUUGUGAUUAAGUAUGUGGGGGAUGAGCAAGAAAGAAGCUUGCAGAUGAAUGGAUUAAGUUUAGUAAAAAAAACAUUAUUUGUUCAAGGUGCUCGAAUUUCUUUCAGCAUAUGGGAUGUAGGAUCAAAUUUGAACUUGAUUUUCUACAGAUUUUAUUCAUAAUUUUAUUUUCCUGAUUUUGUUGUUUGUAGGUGACAGCAGCUCGGUGGAUCAUGUUCCUAUUGCUUGCAAAGAUGCAGUGGCAAUUUUGUUUAUGUUUGAUCUUACCAGUCGGUGUACCCUCAAUAGUGUUGUUGGGUGGUACACUCAAGCCAGAAAGUGGAAUCAGACGGCGAUUCCAAUACUAAUAGGGACCAAAUUUGAUGAUUUCGUAAGAUUACCCCCAGAUCUGCAGUGGACUAUUGUGACUCAGGCACGAGCAUACGCAAGGGCGAUGAAAGCGACCCUUUUCUUCUCAAGUGCUACACAUAACAUAAAUGUGAACAAGAUCUUCAAGUUCAUCAUGGCCAAGCUCUUUAACUUGCCCUGGACCAUAGAGAGGAACCUGACCAUUGGAGAGCCAAUUAUUGACUUCUGAACUCUGUUUUUCAAUCUCUGAUUUUCAUGUACAUAGCCUUAAAGAUAACAUAAAGAAAAAGAGGUAAAGAAAAAAGAAUGCUCAGUGCUGGCAAAGUAAUGACUCUCAAAGACCAUCACUGGUUGUUUGGUUCUUUUACUCCUCUUUUUCUUCUUCUCCUUCAUUUUCUUUUUUCAAAAAAAAAGAAAAUUUCUUAUUAUAGUUUAUUCUGAAUUUGAAGGUAGCUAAUGUGUAAGGUUUUUUCAAGGGAAUGAGAAAUAAUAAAAUUAGAUCUUCACG
Rubroshorea leprosula is the source of this 1244-nucleotide messenger RNA. Lineage: Eukaryota; Viridiplantae; Streptophyta; Magnoliopsida; Malvales; Dipterocarpaceae. The record is from the annotation of a GenBank genome assembly.